GAACGUCAAGAGCGCGCACCGGCUGCGCAGCCCGUCCUGCGUUCACGCAACGUCACGUGACUCAUACGGAAGCCUUGAGCACUCUCAUGCUGGACGUAGGCAUGUGUUGUCUGAAUGACCUCCAUCGAUACAUGGGUCAAAUUAUUCACGUUUUUGUCCUGGAUUCUUUUCCUUUUUUUUGCUUAAAUUAAACCACCACGUUGUGUGAUCACUUAAAUGGAUCCCAAUUUGGAGUACUGGAAAAACAACGGGAAGUCUUUCCUGAGCAGACUUCGCAUCUGGUUGAAUAUUCUUGAUCCCACCUCUUUGCUGUCCUCUGAUGUUGAAAUUAGUAAUGCUCGUUCUCUGGUCAGAAGGGAUGGGGAUCAGCUGAAGGAUGAAAAGGUCUCCAAUGCCUGGAAUCUUUCUCUUUGCUCGGUGCACGCUGAUACCGGAGAGCCGAUUUCCACUGUGUUUCGUCCACAAGCUUUUCUGCCUAUAUCAGCUCCUAUGGUUAUAGCAAGUUUUGUGCCACAUAAAGGAGUGACACCUGCCCUAUUUUGGCAGUUUCUGCUGCAGAGCUACUGUGCAGGUUUCAACCACGCCAACAGAAAUGCAACAGCCACAUCGGAGAACAAGAUCUCAAUGAAACAGAAUCUUCUUAUCAUUGGAACGGUGGCAUAUUCAACAUUUGCAGGAGCCCUUCCUCAAAUUAUAAUCAAGCGCCUGGCAGUCAGCAGUAGUUCAGCUCAGGCCUUCUGUAGGUCAGUGCUGCCUGUUCCUCUGUCAGCUUGUUUGGCUGCCUUCAGCGUCUUUGUGGUGAGAAGUGAAGAAUCAGAGAAUGGAAUAAAAGUAUUUGACGCCAGCGGGAAUUUGGUUGGUGUCUCGAGGGAAGCUGGGUUCAAGGCUGUAAAGGAGACUGCCAUAUCUCGAGCUACACUUUUUGGUACCACUGCACUUGUUCCUAAUCUACUGGCCCUCCUCCUCAGGAGGGGAAAGUUGGCCCAGAGAAACUCAAUGAUGUUAGCUCCUGUUAGACACAUUAGCACUGCCAUUGUCCUUGGCUUGAUGAUCCCUGUGUCCUUCAGUCUGUUUCCACAACUUGGCAAGAUUAAAAAGGAGCAUGUAGAAAAGGAGCUGCAAAGCUUAACAGAGGAUGGGGAGCUCUAUUACCACAGAGGACUCUAACUGUUACAAAAAACCAACACUCAUAUCUCUCGAACAGGUUCCUCAAGGAUUAUUAGCAUCUUUAAGAGCUUCUAUAUGGAGACCUGUCUGAAAAAGAAAGCAGUGUGGUAGGAGUCCUCCAGUGGGAUAAACAAAAGGAUUAUUUGAAGAUGUACAUUUUCAUCCCAGAAGAAUAUACCAAUGCACUUAUACCUGCUGCUCAGUUCAAUACAUAAAACACCCCAGCUACAUUUAUUUCGACAGGAUACAAUGCAACCGUAAAGCUGAGCAGACUAAUAAAGGAUUAAUGCCAUUAAAAAAGAAAAAAAAAACACAAACACACCUGCACGUUUCUCAGCACAUCAGACCACAAUAGUAUCAUACAAGUUGUAGAUAAUAAAACCAUGACAUUUGGUAAUUGGAA
Molecule: messenger RNA, 1570 nt
Organism: Hemibagrus wyckioides
Lineage: Eukaryota; Metazoa; Chordata; Actinopteri; Siluriformes; Bagridae
Gene: sfxn4
Product: sideroflexin 4
Exons: 14
Coding region: 217-1167 (316 amino acids)
Biological process (GO): mitochondrial transmembrane transport; monoatomic ion transport
Cellular component (GO): mitochondrial inner membrane
Molecular function (GO): monoatomic ion transmembrane transporter activity
Source: RefSeq, a predicted model, not a curated record